Aspergillus tanneri is the source of this 1371-nucleotide messenger RNA. RefSeq names its product transcription initiation factor IIA large subunit (gene TOA1). Gene Ontology annotation, cellular component: transcription factor TFIIA complex. Lineage: Eukaryota; Fungi; Ascomycota; Eurotiomycetes; Eurotiales; Aspergillaceae. Gene Ontology annotation, biological process: transcription initiation at RNA polymerase II promoter; transcription by RNA polymerase II. The coding region runs from base 1 to 1371 and encodes 456 amino acids. The record is from RefSeq and is a predicted model, not a curated record. The transcript is spliced from 4 exons.
AUGUCAAACCAGCAGGUGGUGAGUGCUACCUUCCAAACUCGCCACGGGCGACAUUUUGUUUCGAUUUCAUUCAGCAGGCUCUCUUUGUCAGGACGUUGGCUCAUACCAGGUGAAAUCACCUCACAGGGCACGGUUUUCGAUCGCGUCAUCCAGGAAGUCUGCGAUGCGUCUCAAGUGGAUUUCGAGGAGAGCGGAGUGGACCAGCAGACGCUGGCUGAUUUGCGCAAUAGCUGGCAGAAAAAGCUAUCAUCUUUGGGAGUCGCUCAUUUCCCCUGGGAUCCUCCCCCACCACAGCCGGCCCCUUCUCAGAACCAAAAUCAGAUUCUCCCUCCCACUGCGACCGUACCUUCUAAUGCCCCUCGACCUACUCCCUCCUCCCAAACCCAACACCCACAACAACAUGUCCCACCUCCACAAUCAAUGCCGCAGUCCAUGCCAGGUACUGUCCCCCCAUUGCAGGCUCCGACUCCCGUCGGAGCUGCCCCCAGUGGUAUGACCCAGACACCUCAGAUUAAGACAGAACCCGGCGUCGCUGGACAUUCGGGCUUGCCUCCAUUGAGUAACAUGAUGCCGGCAAAUACUCCGAACCCACAAUCCGCACGAGAACGUGCUGCCAGUAUGCUUCACCAGAGGUAUGGUGCAGCGGCGGCCAACUCCGUCAGUCAACUGCAGGCCCAAUCGCAGGGUGCUUUGGGACUGCCGGGUCAGUCCCGUCCCCAGGCCAUGCCGCAGGUAUCAAAUGGCCAGGGCCCACAGAUCAAGCAAGAGCCAGGAUACCCCCAUAUUCCUCAGACUCCCGUAAAUAAUACCCAGACCGACGGUGCUAACGACGAUGCACUAUCUGAAUGGAAGGCAGAAGUGGCGCGAAGGCGAGAGGCCGCUGAGCGUCAGGGUGGCGAGGGCGACAGACUCCUUCGAGAUCACCUAAGACGAAAUAUGCUUCGAUUAGAGGGAGGCGGUCUCAUGUUACCUUUGGAUGAGCACCAGAAACGACACAGAGAUUCUUCGCAUAGCUUUACCUCUCAUCUGGACGCCGGAGUGCUCGAUGAGGCUGUGAUUUCCAACGUUCAGUCGACUGAGGCAUCUACAUCUAUCUCCAAGACCCCUCGAGCCCAGUUUGACGGCCCCGGGGGGGACGACGAGAAAGAGGAAGAUGAUGAAGAUGCCAUCAAUUCGGACCUGGACGAUCCUGAUGACCUGGUCGCCGAGGAUCAUGACGCGGAAGAUUCCGUUGGUCAGGUCAUGCUUUGUACAUACGAUAAAGUCCAAAGGGUGAAAAACAAGUGGAAAUGCACUUUGAAGGACGGCAUCUUGACGACAGGCGGUAAAGAAUAUGUUUUUCACAAGGGCCAGGGUGAAUUCGAAUGGUAG